AUGUCGGGCAAGCGCUCGUCGAUGCUCGUGCCCGUGGCGGGCGCUGCCGCGACGCUGGCGGCGGUCAACUGCUUCGUGGCGCCCUCCUCGGGGCAGCCGCCGGCCCCUGCGGCGCCCCAGCUGCGCGGCAACGUGCGAGGCGUCGAGGCGGGCUCCGCCGGGACGACGGCCGCUGCCGGAGCCGUGUGCGGCGCCGCGGCGCUGGCCGUCGCGGCCUCUGCGCGGGCGGCGCCGGCGGCGCAGAAGGCCACGGCCGUCAGCACCGAGGUGGAGACCGACUGCAUCAACGCCAUCCGCUUCCUCGCAGUGGACGCCGUGAACAAGGCCAACAGCGGCCACCCGGGAGCCAGGGCUCCCAUCGGCUACGUGCUGUUCGCCGAGGAGAUGAACUUCAACCCCGCGGACCCCGCGUGGGUGAACCGCGACCGCUUCGUGCUCUCCUCUGGCCACGGCUGCAUGUUCCAGUACUCAAGCGUCUCCAUGGACGACCUGAAGCAAUUCAGGCAGUGGGGCUCCAAGACGCCGGGCCACCCCGAGAACUUCGAGACUGCGGGCAUCGAGGUCACCACGGGCCCGCUCGGCAUGGGUGUAUCCAACGCUGUGGGCCUCGCGGCUGCCGAGGCGCACAAUGCCGCCGUCUACAACAAGCCUGGCUUGCCCCUGAUCGACCACUACACGUACUGCAUCAUGGGUGACGGCUGCUGCCAGGAGGGGAUCUCCCACGAGUCCUGCGCAUAUGCUGGCCAUCUCGGCCUCGGCAAGCUCAUCGUCUUCUACGACGACAACGGGAUCACCAUCGACGGCCACACGGAGCUCUCCUUCACCGAGGAUGUGGGCAUGCGCUACGAGGCGUACGGAUGGCAGGUGCUGACGGUUGAGGAUGGCAACACCGACGUGGCUGCCCUCCGCAAGGCCAUCGCUGAUGCCAAGGCGUGCACCGACAAGCCCACCCUGAUCAAGGUGAAGACGGUGAUCGGGUACGGCUCGCCGAACAAGGCCGACAGCCACGACGCCCACGGCGCGCCCCUGGGCUCGGACGAGGCCACCGCGACCCGCGAGCAGCUCGGCUACAAGUACGGCGAGUUUGAGGUGCCGCAGAGCGUCUACGACGUCUUCCGUGCCCACGCGGCCGAGGGCGCCAAGAAGCAGGAGGAGUGGAACGCCCUGUGGGCCAGGUACCAGGAGGCGGAGCCCGAGCUGGCCGCGCAGUUCAAGCGCAUCGCCAUCGACAAGGAGCUCCCCGAAGGCUGGGCCGACUGCCUGCCCAAGGUGACGCCCGAGGAUAGCGGCAAGGCCACGCGCCUGUGGUCCCAGGAUUGCCUGAACGCGCUGGCCAGCACCUGCCCCGAGCUCAUCGGCGGGUCCGCGGACCUGGCACCCUCGAACAUGACGCUGAUGAAGUGCACGGGUGACUUCCUGAAGGGCUCCUACGAGGGCCGCAACAUGCGGUUUGGAAUCCGCGAGUUCGGCAUGGGCGCCGUGUCGAACGCCAUCUCCCUGGACAAGACCGGCUUGGUGCCGUACUGCGCCACCUUCACCAUCUUCAGCGACUACAUGCGCAACGCGAUCCGCAUCGCCGCCCUGGCGCAGGCCGGCACCAUCUUCGUCACCACCCACGACUCCAUCGCGGUGGGCGAGGAUGGCCCCACGCACCAACCCAUCGAGACCGUCCCAUCCCUGCGCAUGAUCCCGGGGCUGACCGUCAUACGUCCAGCUGACGGCAACGAGACAUCGGGCGCGUACAAAGUCGCUUUCGAGUUGUCCAAGUACAAGUCCAUGCCCACCUUCAUGGCCCUGACCCGCCAGGCGUUGCCGAACCUGCCGAACUCCUCCAUCGCCAACGUGGAGAAGGGCGCAUACGCCGUGGUCGAGGAAGCGGACCCAGAGCUCAUCCUCAUCGGCACUGGCUCCGAGGUCAGCCUGUGCGUGGAUGCCGCAAAGGAGCUGGGCAAGAAGGUGCGCGUGGUGUCUAUGCCCUCGUGGGAGCUCUUCCGCGACCAGCCGCUGAGCUACAAGAACAACUUGCUGCCCAAAGACGUGCCCAAGCUGAGCGUGGAGGCGGCCGUCACCAUGGGCUGGGGCGAGUGGGCCGACGCCUUCGUGGGCAUCAACUGCUUCGGCGCCUCGGCCCCGGGGGGCACCUGCAUGGACAAGUUCGGCUUCAACGUCCCGAACGUCGUCGCCUGCGCCGAGCGCUGCCUGAAGGGCGAGAAGGGCGUGCUGUCGGACGGAAGCCAGGGCAAGCACUGAGCGCGCUUUUUGACCACGUUUUCGAAGACCUGCUGAGUGGCUUCCGCAGUCAUCUUCCUUCUCCUGGGAUCGCGGUCCCAGGUGUCCGAACAUGGAGCCUGCCCGAGAACACGCGGCCGGCCCUUUCUCCAGGCUUCACAGUUUUACAGGCACGCUUGACAGGCGGACACCUUCGAUGGCGCUUGGUGCGACCCCUGCUUUCCA
Messenger RNA from Prorocentrum cordatum, 2454 nucleotides. The record is from the annotation of a GenBank genome assembly. Lineage: Eukaryota; Dinophyceae; Prorocentrales; Prorocentraceae.